AUGCGUUUGACUUGUAUUCUCUUAUGCUUCAUUCAUGCAUGGCUGGUUCUUGCGCAGUCUCAGACUUUAUCUCUAAACCAACUCUAUAACUUCUCCGCAACGACGAGUAAUCCAUCCACGUACACACUGCCGGAAUCGAGUAACCUGACGAUUACAGUCGCGCUGUGUUCAUACGAUACCUCCAAUGGGCCGCGCUUCUACCUCUCCAACGACUCUUCUGUCAUCCCAUCUCCGGACAACGUAGGACAGCCGAAUAUCUACCAGAUUGAGCUGGGUGACGAGGGGAUCGGCAAUUGGACGGGGAUCAUGUCAUCUCACGGGCUGCUGGCAGUCUACAAUGCUACACAAACACCCUUUGAGGUCGGAGUUUCUGACAGUGGGCCUAUACACGAAAUACUGGAUUCUCUACCGCUGUUCGGCGAUAGCACAUCAAACCAAGUCCUCAUUUUCUCCCCUCCAUUCUCCCCGCCCGACUUCACUAUACCAACAUACCCAAACUAUACUCUCCCCUCAGCCAAUCUCACUCAGCCCGACUCGCCAUCAUCCCCCGUCGAGUACUCCAUUUUCAUCGCAGAGACCAAGUUGCCAGCAUUCGCCACACUGCCGCGCACGGGCUGCGCUCUGAAAGAUGUACCGGGCAACGUCGGUACUUACAGGACGUAUGCUGACAGCGAAGGCCUCUGGCUGCGCGAUAUUGACGGCUGGCGGUGGCAGUGGUUCAUGAACGGAUUAAAUGCUCAAACAAACUAUACGAUGUAUGCCGUCGAAAACGGGACGAAAGUAAGCGGGCCGAUAUAUUUUUCCACCAAGUCCGACGCAUUUGCCUGCCAAAUCGUGCACUCCCUGCCAUUCUGCCCGACAGUGUCAUACGCAGCGCCGAUAGAUGUCGCCAAUGCUCCCAACGGCGUCACCGCCUCCCAGCUCCCUUCCUCCGUCACCGACAACCUCCUCAGCGGGUAUGCGAACUUCACCGUCAUGCUCACCACGCUCGCGUGCGGGCGCGACCUCUACAGCCCGCUCGUCACCUGCGCCGACUGCCAAGCAGCAUAUCGCACCUGGCUCUGCUUUGUCUCGCUCCCGCGCUGCGCCGAGGAUGCCAACGCCACCUCCUCGACGUCUGUCUCUUCGACUGUGACGCCGAGUCCCGCGCUGCAAAUGCAGGAUGCGGCAAACCCGCGGAGCCCGUACCUACCGAGCUUUCCGCAAAAUUAUACCGCGGUACUGCCGUGCCUCGAGGUGUGCAACGCUGCGGAUCGCGCAUGUCCGCCGUUUCUCGGGUUCCAAUGCCCGAAACCGCAGUACACGGCUGCGAUGAGCUAUGGCGUGGGCUAUAUUGAUAGCGGUGAGGAAGGUGAGGUGGGUGGUGGAUCUACAGGGAGCGCAGUGGAUCGCUGGGGGAAUGUAUGGUGCAAUGCUCCAAGUGAUGUUCUGUGA
This is a messenger RNA of Laetiporus sulphureus 93-53, 1434 nucleotides long. RefSeq lists its product as uncharacterized. Gene Ontology annotation, biological process: calcium ion import across plasma membrane. Lineage: Eukaryota; Fungi; Basidiomycota; Agaricomycetes; Polyporales; Laetiporaceae. The record is from RefSeq and is a predicted model, not a curated record. Gene Ontology annotation, molecular function: calcium channel activity. Bases 1 to 1434 code for a protein of 477 amino acids. The transcript is spliced from 3 exons.